Molecule: messenger RNA, 1215 nt
Organism: Atta colombica
Lineage: Eukaryota; Metazoa; Arthropoda; Insecta; Hymenoptera; Formicidae
Product: probable small nuclear ribonucleoprotein Sm D1
Exons: 5
Coding region: 634-1005 (123 amino acids)
Biological process (GO): spliceosomal snRNP assembly; RNA processing
Cellular component (GO): U1 snRNP; catalytic step 2 spliceosome; U2 snRNP
Molecular function (GO): RNA binding
Source: RefSeq, a predicted model, not a curated record
AUUAAGGAAGAAGAGAUUAAGAAUUCCGAUGAGUCUCCAACCAAACGACUAAAGAGGAAGAGGAAGAGGACGUUAGCAUCGAAGAGGAUGUUCUCUUCACCGAAGAGAACGGUGAUGAGAGUGUUCUCUUCGAUGAGAACGUUCUCAAUGAAGAAGAAGAGAAGGAGGAAGAGGAGGAGGAAAAGGAUGAUGAUGAUGACGAGGAAGGAUUUCUUCAUAUACAUCUCUUAUAUACGACUUUUUUUUCCAUUUUAACAUUGCCGAGUGCAUCGAGUACAUGAUAUACCUCCUCCACUUACAAAGCGAAGAAUAGUUAUUCCACAUCCUCGAAGAGGCGGUGGAGGAAGUGGAAGAAUAAAAGGAGGAAGAGGAAGAAGAGAAGAAGGAAGAAGAGGAGAAGGAGGAGAGCUAUGUAGUUUACAUCUACUUUGUCAGGGGUCAGUAGUGCGCGGCAACAUUUUGCGGUUACAGGUUUUGAGCUGUUGUGUCCUCUCUCAGAUUUCUAUGUUUCCUCAUGCAUCUUGUAUUCUUAGUAUUCUUACAUUAUGAUAGAUGGUAUUCUGCAAUCUGCAACAAUUCGCCGGCGGUAUCGAUAAAUCGUUUCGCUUGUGAAGUAGGUAAUCUAGCCGCAUUAUGAAGCUAGUAAGAUUUUUGAUGAAACUCAGUCACGAGACUGUGACGAUAGAAUUAAAAAAUGGCACUCAAGUUACCGGCACAAUUACAGGUGUUGAUGUUGCCAUGAACACACAUCUAAAAACAGUAAAAAUGACAAUAAAGAAUCGUGAACCAAUACAAUUGGAAACCCUUAGUUUACGAGGAAACAAUAUAAGAUAUUACAUUUUGCCUGAUUCAUUGCCAUUAGAAACAUUACUAAUUGAUGAUACACCGAAGGCUAAAGCCAAGAAGAAGGAAGCUGCGAGAGGUGCUGCCCGUGGUAGAGGACGCGGCGCCAGGGGCGGUAGAGGUGGUAGGGGUGGACGAGGUAGAGGGAGAGGCAGGCGAUAGUGACAUUCAACAUAUUCUUCACAUGUAUUUUCAACAUACACAUUUUUCUAUCUUUGUGAAAAGAAUCAUUAUUCUGCUAAUUUUAUAAAAAUGAAUCUAUGCGAAGCUGUUUUCUUGAUAUAGCCCUAUAAUAAAUUUCAAGAUAACGUGGACAUUCAUUUUUAACAGAUUUAAAUGUAGAGCAUACAAGCAUUCCGAUAUUUUAAUCUU